AUUUUAUGUGCGGAGAUGAUCUGAUUCCUGACAAGAUAACUUAUAAACCGUUACAACCAAUAUCAAAUGAAACCGGUGGCAAUUUUCAGUCAUUGGAUACCCACUGUUCAAUACUGUAUAAAUAUAUUUCUCAAACCUGGGAGGGUCAAGUAGUUUGGAGGUAUCUUUCUCCAUUUAUACAGGGAACCAUUUUCAUCACCCCCAAAAAUGGCAUUGCAGAGGAAAUUGUAGCUAAGUCUCUAUGGUUCUUUUCUAAAAUAGAACAAUUUCGCAAAAAAGUAAAUAAUAUAGGAGAUAACUACCAAUAUUUAAACUACAUUGAAGGUUAUGAAGAACAAGCCAAAAUUCUUUCAACUUUAUUUCAAUCCAACUUUUAUCAGGAGUUUCGGGAAUCAUUUACUGGUGAAAUGCUAAGCCUACCAAAUGGAAAAUUUUCAAACCUUAUGGAACUUUAUGAAACUAUUAAAGCAAAUGAAAACAUUUUAAGCAUGGUGAACACAAUAUCUCUUGGACUGAAAUGCUUAAAUACCAAAAGAUUUGAUUUUCUGGAAAAUGAAUCAGACAUACUAGCAAAGUCAAGAAUACUAGGAGAACAGUUUCUAGCUGGCAUUGUUAUUUUGCCAAAUGAUGAUGAUGUAGUUGUAAAGAGAGACAUAUCUUCUCAGAUUUCAAAACAUAUCCAGUAUAAGAUACGUAUGGAGGUAGACCAUGUGCCAAUUACAUCCUCAUUAAAGGAAAAGUUGUGGGUACCAGGACCUGAUGGAGAUUUUUAUUACAACAUGAGAUAUUUUUGGGGAUUUUUACAGAUUCAGGAUCUUGUUGAUAGUGCUCUGAUUGAGAUUCAGACCAAAACAAAACCUUUGGAUCAAGUUUUGAUGCAGCAAUUUCCAUAUCCUUGCUUUGUAAGAAACAAUUAUUUGAGUGGAAUAUAUACAGCUCAGCUACUGCAAGUUGUUUUAAUUUUUGCCUUUUCUCUUCUAAUAGCUACAUUUGUUAGAGAGUUUGUCUGGGAAAGAGAAUCAAAGAAUGGACAAAUCCUUCAGGUGAUGGGAAUGAAGUCUUUCAUAAUGUGGACUUCCAACUUCAUGGCAAUGGGGGUAGUUUUUACUUUCAAUGCAAUCCUGGUUACUAUUCUAUUGCAUUUUGGAGAAGUUUUGCCCAAAACAAGAAUUGAGAUAAUUUUACUGACAAUCAUGGCAUAUUCAUUUUCCCUCAUGAACUUUACUUACAUGUUGUCCAUGAUCCUGCAAAAUUCAACCUCUGGAGCAGUUACAGCCUUCCUUUUUCACAUUCUUGCUUUCCUCCCUUUUCUUGUUUUCAUCUCUCUUGACGAACAAAUCAUUUCUGAACUACAAUUCCUAAUUGGAUUCUUCAUGAAUACUGCGUUUGGUUUUACUCUGAUGUACAUCACAAGGUAUGAACAGCAACAGGUUGGGCUAAGCUGGGAAAAGUUAAUGAUUUCGCCAAUGGAUAAUGACAACUUUAAUUUUUUGUAUUAUAUAAUAUUUUUGCUUGUGGAUGGUGUAAUCUAUGGACUUAUUGGAUUUGUGAUAUCAAAGCUGUCUAACAUGGAUGGAACAUGGAGCUCUAGUAGUUCUGGUAGAUCUGUUAAGACAAAAAAAGAAUUUGACGCAACACACAGCAAUCAAGGGAUCACACUGGUUUCUUUGACAAAAGAGUUUCGCUUGGGAAGAAAAAGUAAGCGAAUCGCUGUAAACUCUCUUAAUCUGCAUUUUAAUAAAAAUGAAAUAACUGGUCUUCUUGGACAUAAUGGGGCAGGUAAAAGUACAACCAUGUCUAUGUUAACUGGUAUCAUAAAACCAACCAGUGGGUUCAUUUUGGUUGAUGGAACAAGUUUCAAUGAUCAGUGGGAUAAAUACAUAAAAAUGGUUGGAUUUUGCCCACAGCAAGGUAUUUUAUAUGAAAAUCUAAAUACAGAAGAACACAUAAGACUUUAUUCAAAGCUUAAGUCUAGUGCUCACUCAAAUGUUGAAAAAAAUGUGCAAACCUUACUGAUGAAAAUGAGACUUGAAGAAAAAAAUAAUACUCUUUGCAAGCAUCUCUCUGAAGGAUUAAGACGAAGACUGGCAAUUGCUAUGGCUUUUGCUGGGGACUCCACUAUUGUAAUCCUGGAUGAACCAACUUCUGGAGUAGAUUCAUCUGCUAGACGCUGUAUUUGGGACUUCAUUACAGAGUGCAAAGAGGGUAAGACAAUCAUAAUUACCACACAUCAAAUGGAUGAAGCAGAAAUUUUGUGUGACAACAUUGCAAUAAUACACAAAGGUCAGCUUUUGAGUUCAGGACCUACACUGGAGUUACAACAACAGUAUGGGAAGGGCUUACAAUUGAACAUAAGUCAAGGAAUAAAAUCUAAUCCCCCAACAGAAGUUACAUCUGUUAGUUCCUCACGAAUGUCAAUGAGCUCGCUAAGGUCCCAUUCGGAUCAAAUUGAUGCACAUAUAAGCAGGAUUGUACCAAGAGCUGAGAAAAUAACUCAUUCAGCUCAAAAGAGAUCAUAUACCUUGCCAGUAGAUGAAGGUAAAGAUUACUCCAAAUAUCAUGAACUCUUUGCAGUAUUGGAAAACGAGAAGAAAGAACUUGAAAUAAGUACUUUCUCCAUUGCAUCUCCAAACCUUGAAGACAUUUUUCUCUCAAUGACUUCAGAGGCAAAUUUUGUUAUGAAAGAAAAUAUCAAAUCAAAACAAAAGUUUUGGCAAAGACAUACACAAGUUGGGAACAAGCUUGACACCCAGUCACUUUCGGACACAGAGUCAAAUUUUGAAACUUCAAUGCUCAUCCACAGCAAAAGAGAAAUCAGUGUUAUGAAUGCUUUCACUGCUUUAUUGUAUAAGCGGUACAAAAGAAUGGUAAGGGAUAGAAAAAUGAUGGUGACAUCCUUUUUGCUACCUUCAAUCCUGCUCAUUUUUGCAAUGAUUUUAGGCAAAAUACGCCCUGAAACCUCAUCUCCUGCCUUACUAAUGACUCCAUCCAUUUAUGGUCCGGAAUCAUACACUUUUCUAUCAAUACCAGAACAUAACUUGGUUUCAGAUGCUUUGAAAAACCCCCCUGGAAUAGGAACAACUUGCAUGCAGGGAUUUAAAAGUUCUUCAUCAUUUACAGAAUGUUCUUUUCAAAAGAACAUAACAACAACAGAAAAGGUAGAUCAGGAUUGCUCUUGCUCGAAAGACAAUUGGCAUUGCAAGUCAAGUUCAUCUGGAUAUCAGCUUAGUAAACAGAAAAUGAACAGUUCGGACAUAUUAGUUUAUUUGUCAGAAACUGUUCAUCCCAACAAGUGGAUUUUAGACACACAUUACCAAUAUGUGGAAAAGCAGUAUGGUGGCUGGAGAUUAUCUAAAAAUAGAAGUAUUGUUUACUAUAACAAUAAAGGAUUCCACUCUUCCGCUUCGUACUUAAAUUCUCUCAAUAAUGCCAGACUCAGAGCUGGCCUAAAAUCUGACCAGAACCCCAAAGACUAUGGAAUCACUGUUUACAAUCACCCAUUCAGAAGUACCCAAGGGCAAAUUCUGGGACAAUCAAUACUACAGCAUGUUAGCGAUUAUACUCUUGCCCUUUUCUUACUUACUGUAGUUUCAUUUGUGCCUGUCAGCAGUAUUAUAUACCUUAUCCAAGAAAGGACAACAGAAGAAAAGCUAGUUCUAAGAACCUUUGGUGUUGGACCGAUCAUGUAUUGGACAGUAAAUCUAGUUUGGGACUCAAUGAUUGCAAUAGUCUUUCUUUUGGUUUCAGCCGCAACAAUUAAAAUAUUUGGGAUAAAAUCAUUCUCAGCAGAUCUGAACUUUGUUGCAACUCUACUUUUAUUCUUUCUGUUUUGUUUGUCGAUUAAUACGAUGAUAUAUUUGAUUGAGAAAGCUUUUACUGAACCAGGUGUUGGUCAGGUUCUUGUCUUUACUGGUUCCCUUCUCACUGGUGUUUUAACAUUGAUUCUAAUGCUGCUAAUGCAAAUGUACUGGUGGAUAAAACCUUUGGCGGAUGCAAGAAAGUUAUUGAAAACAUUGUUUUUAAUACUUCCUCCAUAUGCAUUAGGCGGAGGACUGCUGGAUUUGAUAACUAAUCAAAUCUCAAUGGACCUUUAUCAGCAAUUUGAAAAAGAAAAGUUCAGAUCAUCUUUUGAUCCCUUUGAAUGGAAUAUUAUUGGAAAAAACUUGAGUUUUUUAGGAGUAGAAAUCAUGAUCUUCUUUUUAUUAAACUUAAUUUAUGAACUUAUGAAAGAUUCUGACUUUAACAUCAAUGCAUCAACUCAAGAUGUUUUAACUUUGAAAAAUGUCUCAAAGACUUAUUCAACGUGCACAACUGAAUUUGAAGCAGUUAAAAACUUAAAUUUGACAGUUGGGCCUAAAGAGUGCAUUGGACUAAUUGGACUGAAUGGAGCAGGAAAAAGCACAACAUUUAAAAUGAUAACAGGGCAAGUGGACUGCACCUGUGGAAGCAUUGAUUUUGGGUGCAAUCGCAUUGGCUACUGUCCUCAAAAUAAUAGCAUUGAUGAAAACAUAACUGUAGAAGAUCAUAUAUGGAUUUACUCCAGAAUAGCUGGCUACAACAGAAACGAGGCAAUUACAGUUACAGCCGAACUGAUAAAAGAGUUUUGCUUGGAGCCAUACUUGAAAGUUGCUUGCGGACAUUUGAGCGGUGGAAAUAAGCGAAAAGUUUGCACAGCCACUGCUUUACUGGGUAGGCCUGAUCUAAUACUCAUGGAUGAACCAACCAGUGGUAUGGAUCCUGGAAGCAGGAGAUUGGUUUGGAGGAACAUUGAAAAUGCUGUAAAAAAAGGUAUUUUAUUACUAUUGACAUCUCACAGCCUAAUGGAAUGUGACACGCUGUGUGAUCAGAUCUCUAUAAUGGUUAAAAGUGAAGUAGUAUGUUCUGGGUCUCCAGGUAUGCUCAAAGAGAAGUAUGGAAAAGGGUACAGGAUCAAUUUAAAAGCGGGAACAGAUUCAUCAUUAGGGGAUAUUAGACUGUAUAUGCAAGCUAACAUUCCAGAAGCAAAGUUUAUUGAAACCAAGCAAAACUGGAUCCGCUACAACAUACAAGCUAAAAUCUCAUAUCUGCUCGGUCUCUUGGGUGUGGCUAAGUCUUUGAAAAUUGUUGACGGAUUCACAAUUGAUGUUACCUCAUUGGAAGAUAUAUUCCUACAGAUCACGAAUGCUGUCCAAAAUGCUGAACAUCUAAAAGAAAGCAAAUUCCUAAAUAUAGAAGAAAAUUUGUCUGGCUAUGACGCUACAAUAGAAAAUGAAGAAGGAUCUUUAGACAACAUUCCUAAAGCUGCAGAAUACCAACCUCCUGCUUUACAAGAAUAAAAAUGUUUAAAUUAUAAAAUCUGCACCAACACCAGCACCAGCACCAGCACAAUCACAUUGUAUUUAAAGAUUUACUAAUAAAUAUUACUGUUGACACA
Messenger RNA from Eurytemora carolleeae, 5413 nucleotides. Its product is annotated as ATP-binding cassette sub-family A member 2. Gene Ontology annotation, molecular function: lipid carrier activity; ATP binding; ATP hydrolysis activity. The coding region runs from base 6 to 5315 and encodes 1769 amino acids. The transcript is spliced from 3 exons. The record is from RefSeq and is a predicted model, not a curated record. Gene Ontology annotation, cellular component: membrane; intracellular membrane-bounded organelle. Gene Ontology annotation, biological process: lipid transport; transmembrane transport. NCBI's taxonomy places the organism in Eukaryota, Metazoa, Arthropoda, Copepoda, Calanoida, Temoridae.